Molecule: messenger RNA, 2816 nt
Organism: Nasonia vitripennis (jewel wasp)
Lineage: Eukaryota; Metazoa; Arthropoda; Insecta; Hymenoptera; Pteromalidae
Product: translation initiation factor IF-2-like
Exons: 3
Coding region: 377-1222 (281 amino acids)
Source: RefSeq, a predicted model, not a curated record
CGCACAGACGUUGUUACACGUGUAUAUACAUAUCUGUUGAGCGCAGCGCUUAUAGCUCCAGCGCGAGGAGUUCUCGAAUUACCGACAUCCAUCUCUCAUUUCUGGCCUUUGUGUUAGCCGUUAUAUGUUUGAAAUUCGCCGAGAGAGAGAGAGAGAGAGAGAGAGAGAGAGAGAGAGAGAGAGAGAGAACGGAUAAUAUUUAAUGGUGAGUAAUGGCACCGCGGAUGACCAGCGAAUGCACAUCGAACAUUUAUACCGCUCGCUUGCGAGGAUGGCGGCAUCGAUCGGCCCGGCGGAUCCCCCGACACGCCGAGCGAGAGCACUUUCGCGCUGAGUGCGCGGGAAAAACUGCUCGCGCCGCUCAGCCUCAGACGACAUGGAGCUCCUCCGCGUCUAUUUUCUCGCCUCGGCGUCUCUUGCCUUGAUGCUGGGCUCGAGAGUGUCGGCUUUGGGCGGUGGCGAGCCCGAGUGGCUGGACGCCCUGCGCGAGUUCAUCUUCAAAACAAUUUCGCCGUCGCCCUCGGCAAACAUCGGGCUCUACAAAAGCUUCCUGGAGGCGCCGUUCUACGGCGCCCGGCGCCCGAGCGAGCCAAACGCGGCUGCGGCGAGCCUGCUGGCCCGCGGUGACGUUCACUACUCGACCGCAAAGGGUCGCUGGAUCCUCUGUCAGGAGGGCUGCGCUGAUUGCGCCGAGUGCCUCCUGCAGAGCAAGCCGAGCCUCAAGUGGAGCCUGCGCCGCCGAGAGCCGGCCUUUAACUCAUCAAGCCACGAGCUCCAAUUGACCGUCGUGCCCCAGCUCGACGACAGCUUCCACAUGAGGAACCUGCGCAGGAGGUCGCACGUCUACGUCACUCUCCUGCCGCAACCGGCGCAAAGCUCCGCGCGGCCGGGGCUUUCAAAGAGAUCAGCGGGCCCGACUUUGACGCGCCGUGGGAAGCGGCUUCUCCGAGUCUCGCCGAGGCCGCGGCAAGUUUCCUCGCGCUGCCGCGACUCCGGAGAGGACUCGCGAGACGCGGCGCGGCUGCAGCUCGAGGGCGAGGAUCGUCUUUCGCUGAGCAGCCUCUCCAACUCCAGUCUUAGCAGAGGUAACUACGGCGAGCGCCGCGACUCUUUGCUUCUUCUAGCGCUGCUGGGCUGUUUUCUACAGUUUUACUUCGUAUCCCGAGGGAAUUAUCGGCCGUGGAAGCGUCGCAGAAGCUGGGGCGGCCAGCAGAUUGGCUAGCAAGACAACAAAGAGUCCGGCGCGAAGUCCGCGGAGGAAUAGAAAGGCGGCAGCGGCGGAAACGAGAAAGCCGAACAAGAAGACGAAGAGGAAAGCAAUCGAAAGCGCGAAUCCCAUCGAGGAUAAUCGUCCGAAGGGCACUGCAGCGCCGGCCCUCGCCGGAUUGGAGAUCGGAGCGGCAGCGCCGCCGGAGGAAUUAACGGCCACUUCAAAGUCCGAUACUCGAGCCGAAAUGGAGAGGGAGAUCGCGAGAUCGGGCGAGCAACGCGGCAGCAUCAGGAGGCGAAGAUUUUGAAGCGCCGCCGUCGGAGGAAUUCCGCGCGAGUCUUGGCGAAUUAGGUAACAUACUUGCUGCAGACGCGAUCUUCGAUUGGGAUGCCAAACGCGUCGAAUCCCCCCGAGCGCAGCUCAUGUACCUGUACCACCUUCCUUCCGGCUCCUAUACUCUGAUGCGCGCAGGCAUGCUAAGGUCGCGCGUCGUUCCUCGCCCCGUUACCCGUUACCCGUUACCUCCCCCUUGCCCUGCGCUCUACCUGACAAAUCCGCGCGAUCCCGAGCUGCUUAUGAGGCGCUAAAUGCUCUCCGCUCGACCGGCGAACGAGAACCUCGAUAUACGAUAUUCGCUGUGCGCUCCACAUAGGUAUACGGUAUAUAAACAUGCUCAGCUCGCACCCGUUUUUCUAAUGCUCGCCGGCUUCGAUUUGCCUCCUCGUUUUAUUAUCUCAUGAGCGAGAAAUAAGGUCGGGGAAUCCAAUCACCGUAUGUAUAAUUCAACGAUUAUACACCGUUACUGCCCGGUCGAUGCGUAAACAAUUGAUUGAUUCGUAAUUGGCCUAUAUAACGCGUCUGGGCUUUGAACAUUUUUAAUUCGCGUUCAUGGCUGAAGGCGAUUGAGCAUUAAUAAUUAAAAUCUUUGAUGAGAUAUCCGGAGAUUUUAUCGCGAUUAUUAUCGAAAGUGAUUGCUUUACGCGCAUAAUGUUAUGUGCAUUGUAUUUUUUUCAACAAACGUAUGACAGACCUGUGACAAUUACCAAAGCAAUCGGCCCGCAGUCUCGUUCGCUCCCAUUCUGGCUGCCAGUCACAAAAUUUUAUUCACGCAUGUGAAUACCAUAAAUUGAAUGUACAAUACAAACAAUGUUGGGUCAAAACUUGUAACUCAUACAUGAACGACGAAUGCGCGAGCCGCUGACAAAAAAUGUUUCUCGUAAAAUGCAUCGAAAACACAGCAACUCCGUCCAUUACGAUACUUGGAAAUAAAGAACGCGGCAAAAUCACUACUUCAUUCUCCCAAUAAGAGCUUAUAUAUCGAACAGAGUUCUUCCUAGUGGACAAAGUCGAAACAAAAAGUUUCAUUUUAUACAUGAACGUAUGCUUGAUCCUCCUCCCCUAUAAGCGGAAAAAGAAUUACCGAUCCUCUGCACUUCGAGGAAAUGUGGAUUGAAACAAAAAAUACACCCGUCUGCAUUUUUUUGAAAUUCUGCGUAUCUGAAACGGACAAGCGAAGCGAGAUUAUUCGCACUGUCAAAAUCGCAGCGAAAAAUGUAGCUUUGUAAAAAGAGUCGAAGCAGCAAUAAAAUGAGUUUACCAAAACAAA